This is a messenger RNA of Acanthosepion pharaonis, 693 nucleotides long. The record is from the annotation of a GenBank genome assembly. NCBI's taxonomy places the organism in Eukaryota, Metazoa, Mollusca, Cephalopoda, Sepiida, Sepiidae.
AUGGCCGGCCUAAAAGUGUAUUAUGAUCUUUUGUCUCAACCAUCGCGGGCACUCUACCUUUUUCUUAAAGUCAACAAGAUUCCAUUUAUUGAUAAAGUUGUGGCUCUACGUAAAGGAGAACAUUUUAAUGAAGAAUUUACCAAAGUAAAUCGAUUCCAAAAAGUACCAGUCAUUGAUGACAAUGGAUUUGUCUUACGAGAAAGUGUGGCAAUUCUCAAAUACCUGACUCUAAAGUAUAAACUUGAAGAUCAUUGGUAUCCAAGUGAUUUUCAACAACAGAUCCGAGUUGAUGAAUAUCUUCACUGGCAACAUGCCAACACCAGACUUAAUGCAGCAAUGAUAUUCCGUACUAUUAUGAUCGAACCUUAUAGGACAGGUAAGCCAAUUAAAUGGAACUUGGUUGAGCACUUUAAAGGUGAAGUGUCAAAGACAGUUGAACAUUUGGAGAAGGAUUUCCUUCAGGAUGGACCCUAUCUGUGCAACCAACCAACGAUUUCUAUCUGCGAUAUUCUUGGUGCUUGUGAACUGAUGCAACUUAAUGGAGUACAUGAGGAACAGCUGUAUGAAUCCAAUGCAACUGUUAAAAAGUGGAUGGAACAAGUCAAGAAGGAUUUGGCCCCACAUUUUGAAGAGGCCCAUAAAAUUGUCUAUAUGGUGAGAGAAAUGUAUGGAAAAACAAAAGGCAAACUGUAA